Molecule: messenger RNA, 342 nt
Organism: Arctia plantaginis
Lineage: Eukaryota; Metazoa; Arthropoda; Insecta; Lepidoptera; Erebidae
Source: the annotation of a GenBank genome assembly
AUGCGGUUCCGUCAAGCUUACGGAUUUGAGAGAGUUCCACCUAAUUGCUGUAAUCCGUGGUGGGGUUUAGGAGGCAGACGGAAGGGUGGCCAAGUUCGGUUCACAGCGGUGCAGACCGGUGCACUGGAACGUCGGUUCAACGCCAGCAAGUAUCUCAGCCCUGAUGAACGAAGAGCCUUGGCGAGCACACUCAGACUUAGCGAUCGCCAGGUCAAAACCUGGUUCCAAAAUCGUCGCGCAAAAUGGCGUAGAACGGCCCCAGAUUGCGCAGACGCAGGCAGCCCGCCAACAGCCGACGACGAAUCAGAAGAUGAAGUAAAUAAAUAUACUGACGAAGACUGA